AAUCCAGUUGGAGGGCGGGACCUGCGGAGCUAGGAGGAGCUGUUUUAGGGUGUUGUGAAUUCGUUCAGGCAAGAAAUCUUGAGUGGGAGUUGUCAAGAUCGAUUUGUUGUGCGUCUUGUCCGUCGAUUCGCACCGAUUACCACCGCGCCAGCCGUAGCCAUGCCCGGGAUAGAGAAGCUACCGAUAGAGGAGACGCUAGAGGACAGUCCGCAGACGCGCUCGCUGCUGGGAGUGUUUGAGGAAGACACUGCAGCGAUGUCCAACUACUGUGCACAGCUCUAUCAGGCCAUGCAGAGGAUUUAUGAUGCACAGAAUGAGCUCAGUGCUGCGACCCACCUGACCUCCAGACUGCUGAAAGAGUACGACAAACAGCGUUUUCCACUAGGGGGCGACGAUGAGGUGAUGAGCUCCACCCUGCAGCAGUUUGCAAAAGUUAUUGAUGAGUUGAGUUCCUGUCAUGCUGUCUUGUCCACCCAGCUUGCAGAUGCCAUGAUGUUUCCCAUCACUCAGUUUAAAGAGAGAGAUCUGAAGGAGAUCCUCACUCUCAAAGAAGUCUUCCAAAUAUCCAGUGAUGAUCACGACGUAGCCAUUAACAGAUACAGCCGCCUGUCCAAGAAGAGGGACAACGACAAGUUGCGUGCGGAGGCCGUGGAGGACGUGUACACCUCCCGCAAGAAACAGCACCAGACCAUGAUGCACUACUUCUGCUCGCUUAACACGCUACAGUACAAGAAGAAGACGGCUCUGCUGGAGCCGCUGCUGGGCUACAUGCAGGCCCAGAUCAGUUUCUUUAAGCUGGGUUCAGAAACUCACCCAGCAGUGGGAGACUUCCUGGGAACCAUAGGAACCAGUGUCCAGAAUGUGCGUCGGGAGAUGGAGGCAGAGGUUGGGCAGAUGCAGGAGACCAUCCAGGAGAUGGAGAGAUCAUGUGACGGGCUGUACACACCAUGUGACCCUGAUCCCGCCCACUCACCCGUCUGUCGCAACCUGACCAGGAAACAGGGCUACCUGCACAUCCGCAAUAAGACGGGACUGGUGUCGUCGUCCUGGGAGCGCCAGUACUUCUUCACGCAGGGCGGUAAUCUGAUGCAGCAGGGCCGCGGCGAGGUGGCGGGGGGGCUGGUCACGGACCUCGACAACUGCUCCGUCAUGGCGGUCGACUGUGACGACCGUCGCUUCUGCUUCCAGGUCACAUCCUUCGAUGGCAAGAAAGUGGUGACGCUGCAGUCGGAGAGCAGGAAGGACUGCGAGGAGUGGAUCUCCACCAUCAACAACAUCUCCAAAAGGAUCUACCUGAGUGAGAACGCCGAGGAGCUUGCAGCCAGAGUGAACCAAUCGGCUCUUGAAGCCGUGACGCCGUCUCCGUCCUUCCAGCAGAGACACGAGAGCAUGAGACCCAGCAGUAAAGGGCGUGUGGGCCGAGCGAGUAGCAUCAGCUCCGUGGGCUCUGAGCCGUCCCCUGCCCUGUCUGUGCUCUCAUUGGAUGCCCUGGUUGCCCCGGAAACACCCAUCCAGUUUGACAUCAUUUCCCCGGUCAGCGAGGAGAACUCAGGACAAAGCAAGACAGCAUCACAGACCGGCAGAAGGAGUAAUCCAUUUGGAGAGUCGGGAGACAGCACUUCAGAGGACAGUGAAGACUCGAUCCUCCACCAGCUCUUCAUCGUUCGCUUCCUGGGCUCCAUGGAGGUGCGUAAUGCUGAGUCAGCAGACAUCAUCUCCGAGACCAUGAGGCAGAUCCUGGCCGCCAGAGCCAUCCACAACAUCUUCAGGAUGACCGAAUCCCACCUGCUGGUCACCUGUGACUGCCUCAAGCUCAUUGAUCCUCAGACACAAGUCACUCGACUCAGGUUCCCUCUCUCCAGUGUGGUCCAUUGUUCGUCCCAUCAGGACAACAAGAGGCUGUUUGGUUUCGUGUUGCAGGCGGUGGCGGCGGGCGGGCGGGGUGACAGCCGAGCCGUCUGCUACAUCUUCGAGUCAAACAAUGAUGGGGAGAAGAUCUGCGACAGCGUCGGCCUGGCCAAGCAGAUAGCCUUCCACUCUGAGAUGGACCGUAAGGCCGUGGAGAAGAGGAAGGAGCACGACAAGGCCAAAGAGAAACAGCAGGAAGAACUCAGUAAACAGAGACAGAUAGAGAAGGAUCUGGAGGAGCAGAGCCGUCUGAUCGCCGCCUCGAGUCGCCCCGCUAACCCGCCUGCUUCUGACGGACAAUUCCUAGUGCUUAGCAACAGCCAAUCGGAGGACAGCGAUGCCGGGGAGGAGGGGAAGAAGCAGGGCGAGUCUGAAGCCUAACGAAGCCGACGGAGGAUGCAUGUUUGACCACCCGGGCGAGUCCCGGCUGGUACUGUCGAAGCAACAGCUCAGGAAUCAGAAGAGGGGAACACCACCCGCCCACCCGGGCUGCCUAGGACUGAAAAACAUGCGCUCCCUCCUUUGCUGGACUCCGUUUGAAGUUGGUGGUGGAGCCUGUCACUCCGAGAAGGGAGGAUAAACUAAACGCACCCUCACUGUAAGAAGAGGAGGGGAGUGUGAGUGGACUUGUGUUUUAUUCUGUGUAAAAAAACAAACACAAAAAACCACAGAUUUUUAUACCGGCUCCACUCUCCAGAAAAGGACGCAAAUAUAGAUUUAACCUGUAGGUUUCUGUUGUUUUUUUUAUGUGUAUUUUAUAGAAAGCUCUAACAGCAAUGACAAAGGAUUAAAAGCAAAACAAGGCACGCAAAAUAAGGAACCGGGAUCUGAAGGAGACACAUUUGGGCCGGGGUCCUUGUCAACUCUUGCUCAAGGGCUCUUCGGCAGGAGGCGACGGUUUCCCCGAGGUUCCGGCGGGCAGCAGGACCCGAAAAAUGAGAGAUACACUGUUGUAAAACAAAAAGAGAAGACGAGGGAGGAAGAGGUACCAGGGAGUCUUAUUUUGAAGAGUUGUGUUUGUGUUUUUAAAGCGUCCUGCAGCGUUUUGGAGGUUUUUCCUCUAAACCUUAAAGGCUCGGACACACCAACCCGGACUGAUCCGUCGGCUCCCGUCUCUCAAAAAAGCGCGUCAGAACACACCGAAGCGACGCCAGCUGGAGAGUAUGUUCUGCGUGUGUGCGAGACGUAAUACGUCUACACAACAGCAGGCGCCGCUAAUCUAUUCUAUUCUCGCCCAAAAAAACGAAAACUGCCAACUGAUUGGACGAGCGUCGCGUGGUUCCGGCUUCUCGGAAAAUUCCAAGCCAGACCGUCAUGGCGGCUUGUUCAGGAUACGAUCUCAUAUUUUACAAAAAUAGUUCAACGAAACGUGUUUCUGAAAACAUUUUAACCCUUGUGUUGUCCUUGGUUCAAAUUGACCCGUUUCAAAGUGUUUAAUAGCAAAAAUAUGGAUUUCUUUCAACCAAUCUGCCCAAAAAUUACAUGGAUUAUUCCAUAUGUUGUUCAGGUAGCAUUAAUGAUUACUUUAAUUUAAUUAUUUGGGUGUUUUAUUUUCUUUUAAUUAUCUUACAGCAUUUGAAUUCUUUUUUUAAAGGUUUCAAAACAGUAUCCGGACUAAACUUUGGCAUAUACUCAUCUGUGAUCCAGUCAAAAUAAUUCAUAACUUCUGUCUUUUUAAAGUAAAAACGUCUGUAUAAAUUGAUAUAAAUGAGGUUUUGUUGACCAUGAAUUCCAAGAAUAAGUGUAAAACCAAUUAUUAAACCAGCUCAGGUUUUUUUUAAAAGUGCCAAAAGCUGGAAAAAAGUGACAAAUAAAUCAGAAAAAGUGACAAAACCAUUUGAAAAGCACAAAAAAAAAGUUAUUUUUCAAUUUUGACCUGGAAGGACAAGUUCAUGGUUAACGGGAAGACAACAUAAGGGUUAAGCGAGAAAUCGGCCGUGCAGCUGCUGAAUCCGUCUUCGUUUUCAGAUCGACAAAGGUCGGUUUAAAAGAUUUUCGUCAGAUUUUUGAGAGACUCUCGUGUCCCUCAUCCCUCUCGUCCUUUCCGGGCUAGCACUCCACCAGUCGGAUUCGCCGCUGUCCGACUGCCCGCCUUCCGAUUCAACACGUCAUGUCGGCCAAAACGUCUGACUGACAGCGGCACGGGACACACCGAACAGACUCGAGUCACCGACCUCGCCAGGACCAGGUAACCAUAGUCCUCAGAUUGGACAGAUAGUCUAGCUAGCGGUCUGGAUUUACCCUGCAGAGAUCUGAGGACCAGGUAACCAUAGUCCUCAGAUUGGACAGAUAGUCUAGCUAGCUGUCUGGAUUUACCCUGCAGAGAUCUGAGGACCAGGUAACCAUAGUCCUCAGAUUGGACAGAUAGUCUAGCUAGCGGUCGGAUUUACCUGCAGAGAUCUGGGCAGGUAACUAGUCCUCAUGGACGAAUCUAGCUGUCGGAUUACUGCAGGAUCUGGACAGGUAACCAUAGUCCUCAGAAAGCCAACAGAGUCCUGUAGCGGUGCGUGUUCGAGUCCGACCCGCUGCCCUUUGCUGCGUGUCCUCUUACACGUCUCCCCCUUUCAUGUCCACUGUCUCUGCACCGUAAAGGGAAAAGCCCAAAACAUAAUCUUAAAAUAAAUACUACAUAAAAGGAAUAGGAAGGUAACGGACAUCCGGAGUAAAAAUCCAGCGGAAUUUCCGUCGGCAACGGAGCAAUCCUAGAAGUGGAACGUCAACUAAAGAUCGGGCGACUAUCGGUCAGAAAAAUAAAAUGUAUUUAUCAAUUAGAAUCCCUAAUUUUAGUUGAAGACAGAAUGUGAUUUGCCCGUUGCGGUUUGGUGCAGAGAAACACGAAGAAACGUCCCGAACGCAGCAGAAUAAGAAGAAAAGAGAGAAUCGAGGCAGAGGGCUGGGUCAUAAUUAAUAAUAAUCAUGAUUGAGAGGGGAUUACUUUGGUAUUGGUCUAUACGUUGUUGUUUUUCAAACAUCUUACUCAUUGUUACUGGAAAUCAUCGAAUCUGUGCUCCCUGGGUGAUGGCAUGCCUUGGAAACACACAUCUCUUUGUCAGUAAUCUCUCCAGUUGUACGCAAAAACUCUGGUGUUGAAGACAGAAUUAUUGUGUCAUUUUAAAAUAUUGAUUACUGAAAUUUUCAGCACCGCCUUUUUUGUUUUUAUCAGGGUUAGGGUAGCAGGUCCAGUUCUGCUCCUCGGGGGUCGAAGGUCAGCUCUGAUUGGCCCCAAAGCCCCCUUCGGAUGUAUAAGAAAUGAACACCUUCAACAACCUCCAGUGCCAAUACUAACUUUCUUUCAUUUUUCUUUUCUGUAUUUCUGUAAAUGGUAGAAAACAAUGUUAAUAUCGUUCAUUAGCCAUGCUUCGCCCUGCAUUUCAUGCAUUUCAUGCCAUUUGUGUGCAGGCGUGAAACUACUAAAAAAGAAAAUCUGACGUUAAACCUUCUCAUUUGAAGAUUUAUAUUCCAUAAAUACAUAUGUCUGUCUCUUACAAAAUGAAUAUAUGCAUGAAAGCAGUGCUCAUCCUUUCUAAGCCACAAAAUAUGCUUUGCUUUUCUUUUCUUGCUGUAGAUGUGUCGACAACAAAAGCCCAAAUCUGAUCAAACGUCCUCCUCACUUUUUACUGGAUUUGUCGACGGUUCUACGUUUUAAAAACAAAGAAGAGAAAAUUGGGCUCAACUUUUUGUCUUCUCUGAUACGCUCGUAUAUUUUACUCAUUCGGAAAUUUAACUUUUUGACACAAAAUAAUCAGCUGAGUCGGCGCGUUUCUCCUGACAUCACGAUAUUUAUCCGUGUUUUUAACAAAACGUUGAUCCGUGUCAUUAGUUCGGGGCCUUUUCUGUCGUUUUCCCAGGUUCCAUUCAUUAACCUGCCUUUCGUCCAGAGGGAUGCUAAAGGUCAGAGGUCACAGUCUCCUGUUUACACGGCGACGACGCUUCUAAAAGCCUAAAUCAGUGGCGAUGAUUUUUAUUUUUCGGUGUCUUUUGGGCGGAGGUUUUCUCGAUGUAAGCAGGUGGAGAACUCGUGUCGAAGUGGAGCCGCACUUUACCGACGCAGGGAAACUUGACCGGAUCCAUGAUGGCGAUAAAUGUAAAUAUGUUUCAGUUAUUGUUUCUGUGUCAUCAUGAAUUAAAAAAAGACAAGAAAAGAAGCUUUUCAGUGAUAAAUAAAGCACUAACUCCA
Etheostoma spectabile (orangethroat darter) is the source of this 6085-nucleotide messenger RNA. It is a transcript of the gene appl1, whose product is annotated as adaptor protein, phosphotyrosine interaction, PH domain and leucine zipper containing 1. Gene Ontology annotation, molecular function: protein binding. The record is from RefSeq and is a predicted model, not a curated record. Gene Ontology annotation, biological process: signaling. NCBI's taxonomy places the organism in Eukaryota, Metazoa, Chordata, Actinopteri, Perciformes, Percidae. Gene Ontology annotation, cellular component: endosome membrane; cytoplasm.